Molecule: messenger RNA, 998 nt
Organism: Ornithorhynchus anatinus (platypus)
Lineage: Eukaryota; Metazoa; Chordata; Mammalia; Monotremata; Ornithorhynchidae
Product: cytosolic carboxypeptidase 6-like
Exons: 8
Coding region: 1-828 (275 amino acids)
Biological process (GO): proteolysis
Molecular function (GO): zinc ion binding; metallocarboxypeptidase activity
Source: RefSeq, a predicted model, not a curated record
AUGGAUACAGAAAACCUACAUCCCGGCAAGGAGCGGAAGGUGGUGCUGAUCACGGCGCGGGUCCAUCCUGGGGAGACCCCGUCCUCCUUCGUCUGCCAAGGGAUCAUCGAUUUCCUGGUCGGCCAGCACCCCGUGGCCAAGGCCCUCAGAGACCGGCUGGUCUUCAAGAUCGCCCCUAUGCUCAACCCGGAUGGCGUCUGCCUUGGCAACUACCGGUCCUCCCUGAUGGGGUUUGACCUGAAUCGCCACUGGCUGGAUCCAUCCCCCUGGGCCCACCCUACGCUGCACUACAUCAAGCAGCAGAUCGUUCACAUGACCAAAGACCCGCACACGAGCCUGCAGUUUUAUAUCGACAUCCACGCCCACUCCACCAAGAUAAACAGCUUCAUGUACGGGAACGUCUUCGAGGAUGAGAGACGAUGCCAGAGGCAGCUCCUGUUUCCCAGACUCCUCUGCCAGAACGCGCCAGACUUCUCCUAUUCCGGCACGUCCUUCAACCGCGACGCGGCCAAGGCCGGCACCGGCCGCCGGUCCCUGGCCGGGCUCCUGGACGAGAUGUCCCUCUGCUACACGCUGGAGGUGUCCUUCUGCGGCUACGCGGCCGAGGGCAGCGGGGAGACCGUGCCCUACACCGAGGACACCUACAUGAGGCUGGGGAGGAACGUGGCCAAGACCUUCUUCGAUUACUACCGCCUGCCCCCGCCGCGGGCCGAGACGCCCUCCUUCCGGCAGGACCGGGCACCCGGCCCCUCGCACCCCGGGGCCCCCGGACGCUGGUGCGGCUGCAGGAGCUCGGCCACCCGCCAAGACCCAUCCGCUCCCUCCUAGGGCCGGACCGGAGGCCCGGCCGGCUCUGCGGGUCCCUUCUCCGUCAACCCCCUGCCUCCCCGACGUCCCGUCUCCUCGUCGGUUCCCUACCCGGGUCUGCAGCUCCCGCGCAUGUCUCACGCAUUCUGAGGUUCGUUCCCCCCCUAAAAUAAAGACUCACAUCUCCCCUG